AUGGCCACUUCUUCUCCGCCGGCCUCACCAUCGCCAGCGCAUAAGCUUCAGCGUCCCCUGAGCGCGAUUGCUACUCGUCCUCAACCAAGGAGCACCAGUCGGUUGAGUAUGAACAGCAAGCAGGGCGGCGAGAGCAGAGCCUCUGACGAGGACAAUCGGACGGCUGUCCGUGUUGCUGUCCGAGUCCGACCGGCGUUGAAUCCGGAAGAUCCUGGAUAUGACUUGAUUCCACAGCGCUUCCAGCGCCCCAUGGUGCACGUCACGUCCAACACGAGCCUUACCAUCGACUCUCCCCAGGGCCGCAAGCUCUUCGUAUUCGAUCGCGUCUUUGGCCCCGAGGUUAUGCAAGAUGGUAUUUGGGACUACCUGAGCGACAGCAUUAACGCCUUCACUCAGGGGUACAAUGUCUCUCUUCUCGCCUACGGCCAGUCUGGAGCUGGCAAAUCAUACACCAUGGGAACUUCAAGUCCUAGCGCACAGCAGAAUCCAGAUGAUAUGGGUGUCAUUCCCCGAGCCGCAGCCGCCUUGUUUGAGAAGCUGGACGUGCAGAGAGGUGGAGGAAGUAACGGCACGAUGAGGAGCGCCAGCAGCUUUAGGAGCCCUCGUGCGUUUGGCCAGAACAAUCUGGGCGACCGGAACUGGGCGAUGACGGCGACCUAUGUGGAAAUUUACAACGAGACGCUGCGAGACCUUUUGGUCGACGACUCAACUCCGAUGCAUGAUCGAACUUCGGUGGCCAUCCGAGAGGACGUCAAGGGCAACAUCAUCCUCACCGGCCUGCACCAAGUCGACAUUACGUGCGUCGACGACCUGCUCAACGCCCUCGAGUUCGGUUCCUCCAUUCGUCAGACCGAUGCUACUGCCAUCAACGCCAAAUCAUCCCGCUCCCACGCCGUCUUCUCCCUAAACUUGGUCCAGCGCAAGAACAAGUACUCAAAUUCCGACAAGCGCCAUUCGAUGCCGCUGGAAGCCAUGAGUGGCCAGGACAUCUCCGUGACGACCGACAGCAAGCUACACUUUGUCGAUUUGGCCGGAAGCGAGAGACUGAAAAACACGGGUGCACAGGGUGAGCGCGCAAAGGAAGGAAUAUCCAUCAAUGCCGGACUGGCUGCGCUGGGCAAGGUCAUCAGCCAGCUGUCGUCGCGAAACGCUGGCGCGCACGUCUCCUACCGUGACUCCAAGCUCACGCGACUCUUGCAGGAUUCGCUGGGUGGUAAUGCCAUCACCUACAUGAUUGCCUGUGUCACGCCGCCGGAGUUUCAUCUCAGCGAGACGCUCAACACCGUUCAGUAUGCCCAGCGCGCCCGCGCCAUUCAGUCCAAACCCCGCAUCCAGCAGGUCGAAGAGGGCGAUAAGUCGGCCAUCAUCGAACGACUCAAGGCCGAGGUUGCCUUCUUGCGCGAACAGAUCCGCAGUGCCAACGGACAAGUUGAUCUUCGCCCUCGCAGCGCCAACAGAUCCAGAGAGAGAUCAGAGAGACAGAACGAGCGCGAGGUGGAACUUCAAAACCAGCUGCUUGAUGCCCAGGAAAACUACAACACCCUAAGCCAGCGCCAUGCCCAUCUGAUUGCGGAAAUGGCAAAGGCCCAGGAGAGCGAGUCUCAGCACCACCGCCAAUUGGACGAGCUGCAGGGUGAAAAUGCUACGGAUCGGCUCAAUCGCUCCAACUCGUUUGCCAAGGCCGUCGAACAGGUUGUGCUCGAGUAUGAAAAGACUAUCCAGACGCUCGAGCAGUCCCUGUCAAGCACUCGAACUACCUUAUCAAACACGGAGACCAACCUUCUCGAGAAGGAAACGAAGCUGGCAUAUAUCGAGACCAUCAACUCCCAGCUGCAGUCUCGUAUCCAGAAGCUAACCGACCGCGAGGCUAGCACGGAAAGCUACCUCCACGACUUGGAGGCUAAGCUGGAUGGCCACACCAGCGGCGAGGAGAAGAACUCGGCCAUCAUUGUUGAGCUGCGCAAAGAAAUUUCCCGCAUACGCGAGAACGAGGCCGCAAGCGAGGAUUAUAUUUCAACUCUGGAAGAGAGACUCGCCGAGGCCGAUCAAGAUGCGGAGCUGAUGCAGCGAGAAAUUGAGCGGCUCGAGCAGGUCAUAGAGAGGCAACGAAGCCUGGGCAAGCUGGAUGCCUUGCUGCACGAGCUUGAUCAUGUGGACGAGUCCAAAGUACGCAACUCGGAUACUGCGGCGAGCGAGGAGUCCAAAGACGGCCAGGGCCAAGGCUCUUCUCGAGGCAACGCCCAAGAGAACGGAGACGAAGAUGCGAAGUCGAAACUUGCACCCGUGGUGGAGAAAGAUGAAGACGCCGCCAAUAACGCGGGAGCCGAUUUGGUUGCGGACGAGUCUGUCAACGACGAAGCAGCGAAAAGCCAGGCCUCUGCGCAGACCAAGUUUGUGUCGGAUAAGCUGGAGCUGGUGACCCGGGAGCUCUUCGCCCUUCGAACCGAACACGAAACGACUGUCAACGACUAUGGCAGACUGCACGCCAAGUAUGAAGAGGCGAUGCGGAAGCUAUCCGAGCUUCAGGACACCAUCGAUGAGGCGCGCUACCCUGACCGCGUCCGCCAGUCCAUCAUUUCUGUUGAUGCAGCGACCGAGACUAGGCCCGAAUCUUUCCAGUCUGUCCAAACCGGCUCCGCUAAGGAUGACAUCCGAUCUUCGGUCCCCCAGUCUCUAUCCUCGGAGCUUUCUUCGGUCAUGGACUCGCCCGUCACAGCGGAAACCACCCAUCUCGACCUGGAGUCGGAAGACGACACUGCCACAGCUAAGCCUGCAGCAUCAGUCGAGGAUCUCACUAGGGAAUUGAAGGGGCACAUGGAGCUGCAGGACAACCAGCACGAGCAGGAUGAGCCGAAGGAGGCUGAGACUGAGCAUGUUGAGCAGGUUGAACAGAUGGCCACACCGCAGCCCCCCGAGCAACAUGCGCAGAUGGAGCUGAAGGAGCCUGCCGAAUUCGUUGAUGUUGAGUCUGUUGGUGAGGCCGAGCAUGUCGACUAUGUUGUGCCAGCUGAGCUUGACGAGCAACAACAAUCACGACCGCAGCUGGCCGGCCACACGGAGCAAAACGAACAGCUCGCCGUGGAGCUCGAGAGACUAAGAAUCCUGGCUGAAGAGAAAGAACAAGCCGAGAGGGAAUUGGCUCUGAAGUAUGCCCAGCUUGAGCUGAAGCACAAUGAGGCCCUGGAUAUGGUUGAAGAACUCAAGACUGAAGUCACCAAAGCCCGGACUGUCGACAGCGGCCCCCGUGUCAUCCGCCGAAAGUCAAGCCAGAAUCUUCUUGGUGUUGAUCGUGCGCAGCGGUCAUUCGUCUCCUUGAGAAACCUUGCCGCUGAGAACUUCGAAGGCAAGCCUGAGACGAUGCAGACAUUUGAACUGAACCUCAACUCAGCCAUGCAUGAGCUUCAGUCUCGCAGCGAACGGAUUCAAGAGCUGGAAUCCGACAUUGCUGCAGCCAAGAAGGAGAUGGAAAGCAAGAUGGCCAUCAUCUCGGGUCUUGCGCGUGAGCGAUCUAGCUUGAAGGCUUCUCCUGUUGACAUGUCAAUGGUUGCCGCCCUGCGAGGCCAGCUGGAGCAGAGUGAGAGGCAGCUGCUCGACCUUCGGGAGGCGCAUGCUGCUCGUGAGCGAGAGUUGACAAGCGAGGUGGAGGUCCUCCGGAAAUCUGUGGCAUCGACCCCUACUAGAGAGCUCAUGGCAAGUGAGGAGGAGGAGGCUGCUGUACCAUACAACGAGAGAGUAUCGACACUGCAGGCUGAGCUGGCGGGAUGGGAGAACAAGCACCACGUUGCCCUGGUCUCUAUGCGAACCACUGAGAAGGAGAUGCAAGCGACCAUCCAGCAAUUGGAAGCUCAGCUCGAGGCUGCCAAUGCCCAACUUGCCGAGUCCCAUUCUCGAGCUGCUGCCGAGAUCGAUGUCGAUGAGGCUAGAAAAGAAAUCAUCAGGCAGCAGGAGCUCAUUGACUUUCUGCGUGCAGAAAUCGACGAAUACAAGGCCGUCAUUAGCAGCAACAAUGCCAAGGUGGCAGAACUUGAGUCUCUCCACCGUUCCGCCCGAGCAGCAAUGGACGACAUGUCCAAGAUUCAUAGCUCUGUCACGGCCGAGACGACCGCUCGCCACCAAGAGCUUUCCGCCAAGCUGGAGGAGCUGAUUGCGAGCCACGAAGAUGCCACAAAGGCGCACCAAGAGGAGAUGGAGGCACUUAAGCAGGCGCACGCUCGGGAGCUUGCGGAAUUAAAGAACCAUGAACAGACUAGCUACGAGGAGCAGGUGGAGGUGCUCAUGACCGAGCAUUCGGAAGCUAUCUUGAGGCUGGAGUCAGAGCUUGCUCAAUCGAGGGAUGAAUUGACGAGGGUUGCGACUCAAAUCGCAGCCGCUUUCGGCGCAGAGAUUCCCCUGGAAAAGCUGGGCGAGCGCAUUGAGUCUCUCAUCGCCAGCCAGAAGGCAUUCGAGUCUGAGCACCGGAAGGUGGGCGAGCUCACGGCUCAUGUGACGGAACUCUCGGAAAUCAACGACUCGCUAGUACGGGAUCUCGAGGGAGUCCAGAAAGCGAUUGCGAAUAUGCUCCCUGGCAACGCAGACGCCCAGUCCGGUUCCCUCACGGACCAGCUCGCCGUUGUCAAGGCCAAGGUGGACGACCUCGAUGGCCGCAACAAGAAGAACUCCCGUCUCAUCGAGGAGCUCGAAGAGCAGCUGCAGCACAACUUUGACGAGGUUCAGGUCACCAACAACCGCUUAAGCUCGCUGCAGUCCGAGCGUAAUGCUCAGCUUGAUGAGGCACUGUCCUCAAGACUCAAGCUCCAAUCCGAGCUGGAAGCCGUCCGCGAGGAGUAUGCCGCUCUUCAGGUCAAGUUCAACGAAAUGGCGAACAGCGACGUCAAGCGCUCCAACUCCAACUCGACCAUUCGCAAGAGCUCUUCGCACAACUCUCUGCCAUCGCCUCCUCCCUCCGUUCCUCUCCCCCCUCUGCCCUAUGGUGGACCCAGCUCUCCCACAUCAACGCGGCCCCCCAGCAAGGAUAACUUUAACCUUGCUCAGAUCUCCGAGGACCAAGAAGCUCGCAUCCGUAGUAUCGAGAAGCACCUCAGCGCUGAGCGUCAGCUGACGCAGACACUGGAAGAGGCGUUGAGCGAUCUGGAGAAGCAGUCCAAGAAGGUCAAGGCAGACUGCGAUGCUUGGAAGAAGCGCGCCCAGGAGCUCGAAGCCGAGGUCAAGGAGCUCAAGGAGCGACCGGUCGACCAAUCGCAGGACAACCGAUGGAGCAUGCAGGCGGUGGAAGAGGAGCGAAAGAAGCGGCAGGCGGCAGAGGCUGCUCGCAAGCAGCUGGAAGAGAGGAUGCAGGCCAUCAGCAAGAACAAGAAGAAGAAGGGCAGCUUGAACUGCUUCUAA
Trichoderma reesei QM6a is the source of this 5382-nucleotide messenger RNA. RefSeq names its product kinesin-like protein. The transcript has 4 exons. Bases 1 to 5382 code for a protein of 1793 amino acids. Gene Ontology annotation, biological process: mitotic spindle organization; microtubule-based movement. Lineage: Eukaryota; Fungi; Ascomycota; Sordariomycetes; Hypocreales; Hypocreaceae. The record is from RefSeq and is a predicted model, not a curated record. Gene Ontology annotation, molecular function: ATP binding; microtubule motor activity; microtubule binding.